AUGAAAUCUAAACACUUAUUGCAGUCUGAAUACCAUGCUAAGAAUGGUCCAAGAAUAGCGGAAUUUAACUCUCCGAUGGAGGAUGAAUUGGAUAAUUACGACACGGAAACUAUCUCUGUCAUACUGCCCGAUGAGGCACUAAUGUUCUUUCUGCAUACUGUUGGUGUGCUAACGUCCAAAAAGGACUCCACACCUGCGAUAAUAAUGCCUUCGAACGUAAAAUCUCAGGAAAGAAUUCAUUUUCUAGAAGAAAAAGGCAGCUUCCUCUGUGUGUGGGAUGAGUCGACGUCAAGUUAUGCAAUCGGCCACGUGCCCAACGGUGGGUACUCAUUGGCUUCGAUAGAAAGUGCAGAAAGCGGAACAAAGGUCCAAUUUCUUCGGCCACAGUCAGAAGAAGUCAUCGCUCUAACAUCUAGAGAUCUUGUUGGGAGAAUCGAUGGCCCUGUGAUUGCGAAGCCUAGUAAUUAUAAGAAUCAAAUAGUUCCCUUGAAUGUCUCAUCGAUCUCCCAAUCUGGUGUGUCCUUUAAAGACCUCGCAAAUAUUGUCAAUGCAAUUUAUUGCAUACUGCCUCAUCCUCACCAAGAAUUUCCUUGGGAAAAUCGCACUUGUAUGUGCCAACAACGAACGCUCCAACAAAUGGAAAAUUCAAAAUCGAAUGAAAAUGACAAUAAAGUUAACAAUGAAAAGACUGAACCAAGCAACUUGAAAAUAUCCGCACCUAGACUCAACUAUUGGCCUCAGUUACAAGACCGAAGCGAGAAGACUAAAUUAAAUGUAAUCGAUUGUGAUGAUGAUGAUGACAACAAAGAAGGGGAUUCAAUAGAGUCUGUCAAGUCUCCUGAAUACACGUCCAGAAAUUGUUCUGAGGAACUGGUUCCUGAUUCGAAAGUGACAUUGGAGAAAGACGAGGAUUUAUUUGAGGAAAAUUUGGAAGAAGAAGAUCGUACUUCUGAUCAUGAAGACUAUUCCAAAAGCUCACCGGAAUCGGACUCAGAAGCCAAUUCAUCCCAAACGUCAGACUAUUCUGAGGUAUUUUCGUAA
Molecule: messenger RNA, 1041 nt
Organism: Rodentolepis nana
Lineage: Eukaryota; Metazoa; Platyhelminthes; Cestoda; Cyclophyllidea; Hymenolepididae
Source: the annotation of a GenBank genome assembly